This is a messenger RNA of Vigna unguiculata (cowpea), 936 nucleotides long. RefSeq lists its product as uncharacterized. The record is from RefSeq and is a predicted model, not a curated record. NCBI's taxonomy places the organism in Eukaryota, Viridiplantae, Streptophyta, Magnoliopsida, Fabales, Fabaceae. Gene Ontology annotation, cellular component: membrane.
AUGAGGGUCAAAACUAAUAAUUUGUUUGUGCUACUCUUCUUGACAUUUUUCCUUUAUGUAUCACUCUCAAGUGCUCAACUCCUACCUUAUGAUGUUGUGUCACCUCAUUUAUUGGAUGUUCAUCUUCAAGAUUUGGCCUUUAAGACUCUUUUCAGUCCAAGAACUGGGGUGUCUUAUGAUGUUAAGGUUCCCACCAACCUAACAGGGGUAAAAGUUUCAGCAAUGAGGCUCAAGAGUGGUAGUUUGAGGAACAGAGGUGUUCCCAGCUACAAAGAAUUUAAGAUUCCAAUUGGGGUUUUUGAGAAACCCUAUGUGGAAAGGCUUGUGUUGGUGUACCAGAACUUGGGAAAUUGGUCUGAUACAUUUUAUCCUUUACCUGGUUUUUCAUAUUUGACUCCUGUUUUGGGCCUCUUGGCCUAUAGUGGUGAGAAUUUAUUUGCUUCAGGUUUAUCUGAAUUGGAUAUAAAGACUUUUGAUAAGCCAAUUUUGGUUCAUUUUUCUGAUGUGAAACCAGUACCAAUGGGUGCAUUAGCCAAGUGUGUGUGCUUUGAUUUGCAUGGUUCUAUGCACUUUGAUAUCCUAUUACCUGGGAAUGUGUGUUCAACAAUGCAACAAGGGCACUUUUCCAUAGCUGUGGAGUCAAAUGCCCCAUCACCAGAACCUUAUGAUUGUGGGAAAGUUGAAAUUGGUGAGAAGAAUUCGAAAAAGAUGAAAUUUGUGUUGCGGAUUGGUGGGAUUUUGUUGUUGGUGAUUAUUUUGGGAUUAUUGGUUGUUGGAGUGAUGAUACACAAAAAAGGAUCAUCGAAGGUACAAGAAUUGGAUCGUGAGGACGAAAGCAAUGAAAUUUUGGAUAUGACUUCUAUUGGUGACAUCAAAGUACCAUUUGCAUUUGGGACUCGAACGCAACCAAUGAUAGAACAUGAGUAUUUUGCUUAG